This is a messenger RNA of Drosophila mauritiana, 2814 nucleotides long. Its product is annotated as nitric oxide-associated protein 1. Bases 919 to 2793 code for a protein of 624 amino acids. Gene Ontology annotation, molecular function: GTP binding. The record is from RefSeq and is a predicted model, not a curated record. The transcript has a single exon. Lineage: Eukaryota; Metazoa; Arthropoda; Insecta; Diptera; Drosophilidae.
AUUUAAUUUAUUUGUGCUUUAUCCCUUAUAUAUAUAUGUACAUUUCAUUAAAGCUAAUGGUAUAAUUUGGUAUUUACAGUGUUUAGCUAAGGCUUUCAUCUGAAAUAUUUAUUAAUUAUGUCUAGUUGACCUGUUUUUAGUUUUUUGUAUAACAAUAUUUAUUAUUUAUUAAGGAAAACAAGGGAGAAGAAAAACCUUAAUUGACUUACAACUAACUUAAAAAACUAAGACUUGAAACAAAAGAUUGUUAAUAUUGUAUUUUUUGUUGAACUUUUUGUACACCUACUUUUAUAUGUAGGUACUUAGUGUUUGUGUAAUAAGGUAAGUUCAUUAUUAAUUUUAACAGCUUGUUUUGGCAUAUUUGAAGUUUUUUGAUAUGAGUUUGAGCACAUCUACCCCAAACAGGUGACCCAUACAUUAAUAUUGGAUUAAAAAUUGUUUUAAAAAUUAUGAUCUUAUUGGAUAUUGAUAAUUUAGAUUUACGAUUUAUUAGAGGGUACAGUGUGCAAAUAAUUUUAUUAACUUUCAUAAUUGUGUUGUUGAUGUGGUAUUUAAAUGUUAGUUUUUUAUCAAAAAUUAUACCCAAAUAUCGAAUGUUGUCAACCCAUUGUAUUGGAGAGUCUAGUAUUCGCAACUGUCUAUCAGGAAGAUAACGAGGUUUCCUUCUUUUUGUAAAAAAUAUAGCAUUCGUUUUAUUAGGGUUAAUUUUAAUUUUCCAUUUUUUGUAAUUAAUUUACUGAAAUAUCUAUUAUUCGAUUUAUAACACAAAAUGCUUUGCUUGAAUUGAUGCUUGUUAUUUGUAAGCCAAAUAAUAUAACAAUCGUUCAAAUCUAUCGGCUAGCAGCCCUGACUAUGUAAAUGGUUUCGUAGCAAACGGCUUUUGCCUGGUACUGUAAGAGUUUUUGUGGACAUUGCAAAAUGUUUAAAACCACACGUUUAUAUAAAAUUAUAAAUAAAAAUGUGGUUAUCACAUGUUCGAGGCGGCAGAAUACGGCCGCUGAAGUGGGACAGAGCUUCCGGCAGAGGGCGUGGCUGCUCGCCAGAGAGCGGUAUAAGGAUCACGAGCACGUUCAUUACAGCUCCGUUCUGGAGACCAAUAUAAAACCCUCUUUUUCGAUUCCUGAGGCACAACAGCAUUUGCCCGACGACUGGAUGGACGACUACGAGUUCUAUCAGGGCGCCCAGGACGGGGCGACUAAGCAGGGCACACCGGAUCCUUCGUUACCCGCCUCAAAGGUUCCAUGCAACGGCUGCGGCGCAGAUCUGCAUUGCUCGAAUGCCUCUCUGCCCGGCUAUAUACCAAGUGAAAUAUUCAGGGGAAGGACGCAGCAGGAACUGCAAACAAUUACCUGCAAGCGUUGUCACUUUCUGAACCACUACAACAUAGCACUCGAUGUGGAGGUGGCGCCAUCGACCUAUGUGGACACCAUAUCACGCAUUCAGGACAAAUUUGCACUGGCUAUUGUGCUGGUGGACCUGCUGGAUUUUCCCUGCUCCAUUUGGCCGGGCAUGCAAAACAUAUUGGGCGCAAAGCGUCCCGUCUUCCUGGUGGGCAACAAGGUCGAUCUGCUGCCGCGCGACUCCAACAUCUAUCUGCAGCAUAUUAAGGAUUCUCUGCAGCGCGAGUUCAUCAAGCAUGGCGGUGGAGAUGGGCUAAAUAUCAAGAAUGUCAGUUUGAUAUCCGCCAAAACGGGCUAUGGCAUCGAGGAGCUAAUAACGCAGCUGCACAAAACGUGGGCCUACAAAGGCGAUGUCUAUCUGGUGGGCUGCACCAAUGUGGGCAAGAGCUCGCUAUUCAACAUCCUGCUUAACUCGGACUACUGCCGGCCGGAAGCCAGUGACCUGGUGCGCAAGGCCACCACCUGUCCCUGGCCGGGCACCACACUCAAACUGCUGCGGUUUCCGAUCCUGCGUCCAUCAAGCGAUCGAGUCUACCAGCGCUUCCAGAGAUUGGUUUCGGAGCGCAGCGAGAAGGCGGCAAUAGAAAAGGAGCGUCGCGCAGUGGCAAGGGAAACGGGUUCAGCGGCAGCUGCUCAACCAGUGGCGCCGGUUGGACGCACCUUCGAUCGGCGCGAGAGUGUCAAUGAUGCAUUUGCCAUGGCCGGUGGUUCUCGUCCGAUUACAACGCUAAACGAUCGGCACAAGGAUUACAAGGAAGCGCGUUGGGUCUACGACACACCGGGUGUGAUGCAGCCCGACCAAAUAUCUCCACUUCUCACCGCCGAGGAGCUGGUAAAGUUGCAGCCCGCCACCAUGAUCCGACCGCGCGCCUUUCGCCUGCGGCCCCAGAUGAGCAUCCUGCUGGGCGGUCUGGCCAGAUUGGAUCUGCUGGAAAUAACAAGCCCAAGGAAACACUUUGACUGGCUGAAGGUGUUUGUAUUUGCCUCAGAGCAUCUUCCUAUUAUGAUAGCUGAUACAGAGGCGGCGGACAGUGUGUACAAAAGAUACGUGGGUUCGCCCUUUCUGGGUGUUCCCUUCGCCAGCGAGGACUUGGAGGACCGCCUGCGACGCUGGCCGGGAUUGCAGUGCAAGGAUGGGGAUAUUGUUCUGGCAAGUCAAGGAAGGAACGAGGGGACGAGGCUUAACUGUGAUAUUACGCUCAGCUCUGCGGGCUGGAUGGGAUUCCUACUGCCGGGACACUCGGAGUGUCGUCUGCGGGCCUGGACACCACAGGCGGCAGGGAUUUACAGGCGUGAACCCGCUUUAAUACCUUUAGCCGAUCGAUUGGUUGGCAAGCACAUAAGGUAUUCCCUGGCCUACAACACCACAAAGCCCUUUGUUUACAAAAAAUAAAGAAUAACAAAUUGUUUAUAA